Molecule: messenger RNA, 2448 nt
Organism: Heterobilharzia americana
Lineage: Eukaryota; Metazoa; Platyhelminthes; Trematoda; Strigeidida; Schistosomatidae
Source: the annotation of a GenBank genome assembly
AUGCAUCCUGAUGAAUAUAAUUACUUGGCUGAAGCUGAGAAACAGAGACCAACUGUAGACUACACGUCUGAAUUAUCUGAUGGAAGCAGCCUUUAUGGUAAAACUAGUCAAGGUUCAGCACGAAAACAACCAAUUAAGAAUCUGGAUGAACAUAGAAAUAAAGAUAUAGAACCUACCAGACCAUAUCGUCAUCCUGUUGUACCACCUCAACCUACUGAUUAUACUCGACCUAAACCACAGCGUGAUAUUCAAAAGUCAAGCAGAAAAUCUGAUAGAAAAUCAGCUCAAAAAACAGUUCCAGCUGAUGAAAAUCUGUACAUGAACCUACCUGGUUCUGUUCCACAUGGUGCUCGUCCACCUCAUGAAGGAAGCAGGCGAUCUCUUCAAGAAUUGAGUGAACGUUCAGGACCUCAUAGUGCAUAUGAUCCCAGAUUAGGUGAUGAACCUACUGGACCACAUAAGCCUCAAACCGGCCACCGAACAUCGGAUCAGCCAUCCGGAUAUGUUGACUACGAGCAAUAUACGUCGGAGGAUAGUGAAGACUAUGAUGAUUCCGGUGGAUCAGAUGAAGAACUUAAACCACCAGCACUACGCACUAUACCUCAAACGAGGCGACGAUCUGAACCAAAACCUACAAAUGACGAUAAUUAUCCUCCAGUUCAAUUAAGACGACCUCCUAGAGGACAGAAAAUUGGUCAGUCAGUUACAUCACCUCAUGGUAGCCUUUUCAGUCCUGAAGGUAUGUCUAUUCCUUCUACCCCAGGUUAUGAAAAUAUUUAUGGUAAUUAUGAUGAUAAAACAGGCAAGUACAUGAGAGGAUCACACCGUGGUCUUUCAUCAGGUAUGUCACAAGAACGAGUAUCACGACCACGUUCUAAGCAUACAACUGCAACAAGUCAAGGUCCUGGUUACUAUGGCCAUACUGGAAAUAACCCAUGUUCCAAACAUAGUUUGAUAAUCAGUACAAAACGUCGAACAUUUAGUGGUUUAACUGGUACUAAUCCAUCAAAACAUCGUUCCAGUUCAAUGAAUACUCUUUGGUUUGGUGAUCAUCCUGUGCCAUCAGAAACUACUUUAUCUCCAUCUACACCGAUUAAAUUAUCCAAUAUUCAAUUACAAGCACAAGCAGAACUUGAACGUCGGCAUAGAUCAUCUUCACAUGGACACAGUUUAGACAGAAAAUCAAUAUAUAGUGGUGGAUUGACAGAAAGUCAUGUAUCCAAAGGUUUAAGUGAAUUUCAAGGUUAUGAAGGGACUGGUUACACGUAUGAUUCACGUGGCAGAUUAAUACAUGGUGGUGCAUGCUUAAAUGAACGUUCAGCUAGUCGAAAACGUCGUCUAUUAGAUGGUCAUGAAAGUUUAUCACGUGUAUGGAUACCUCAAGCUGAACAUUAUCCAACUAGUCAGCAUAUACCUGAUAAAACGGCUAGUUUAUUAACAAAUCGUGAUGAAAGACAAGCUCAGUUGGAUAAUUCAGCGAUGGAGUUCGCUUUAAGGGAUUUUACUGCCCCUAAAAUUCGUAAAAGAAAACAAUUACAACCAAUCAGCAAUCGUCUUCAAGAUGAUCAGCCUAUAUAUAUAAGACCAGAAAAUCUGCAUACAAUAGAUGACAGAUUAUCAAAUUACAGUAUACAAAGUUCAAUAUUAUCCAUGAAUAAAUCACGAAAAAGAUUUAGUGGACAACAAUAUCAAAUGUAUAAUGCAUCUCCUAUUAUACGAACUAAAAGUUUACAACAAAUAAAUUAUAACAGUAUAAAUAAAUCCCCAUAUUCAAUUAUGUCAACAAGACAAAUAACAAAUCAACAUUGGAAUUCAAUGUCAUUAUCUAAACUAUGGCAAUCUGAUUCAAUUCCACAUGGAAGUUCAAGUACACUGAAAAGUGAUCGUAGAUCAUGGCUACGCUUAGAUUAUGGUUUAAAAUAUGUACAUGAAACAGCUGUUUAAAGAAGAAACAAAGAAAGAAAAAAACCAAGUCACACUAUCAUUUUAUGUAUUGUAUACACGUUCUCAAUGCAUAUUGAACAUAUUGAAUAAAGGAGGAAAAUUUGAAUUAUACUAUUGCCUGUACAGAUAGAUGCACGUAAGAGUUGACAAAUAUUUUUUUUAGAAAUGUGAUUCAAAUAGAAUACCUUGAUACCAGAUAAGAAAGUCAAUAUUCUUUUAUUUAUUUCACCUUCUGUAGAUUUUUUUUAUUUGUUAUAUUUUAUUGAUUUUCACAUGUUUAUCCGCUUCUCUCUAUGUAUCAUCAUCAUUAAGGUUACUCUGGACAAUAUCUGGUUACCUUAUAUAUGUAUUUUCAAUUUCAGCUGGACUGAUAGAAAAGUUUAAAGAAUCAUGUACAAUAGCUGUUUUAUUAUACUUAUUUAGGACAUAACACGACAAAUCCCAGAGCAUCAUUUUGACUAUCUGAGAUAUCCAUGGUUUGGCAGACUAGUAUUUAUACUGGGU